Dentiscutata heterogama is the source of this 990-nucleotide messenger RNA. The record is from the annotation of a GenBank genome assembly. NCBI's taxonomy places the organism in Eukaryota, Fungi, Glomeromycota, Glomeromycetes, Diversisporales, Gigasporaceae.
AUGACAAAUGUUUAUAUAACCCCCAGAAAACUUGUUGUAACUGGUACUAUCGUACCAGAACUUCACUACGGUCCAUACUUACGUGACUGGUGGAUUUUUUUUAAAGAAAGUCAAAAUGUGCCAUCUCCGAUUCCAAUACGUUUGGGACUUGAGGUUAUGGUACAACUUAAUAAAAUGUCUUUUAUUAUUCAUGUAGUUCGUUAUAUACAUAGUCAUUUACAGCCUGGUUAUAUAUGUGAAGGUGGUGGACAAAGUAGUGGUAUUGUUACAAGUUCAUCUAAUGCAAUUAUCUUGGUUUACCAAGCCAUUUUUGGCACUAAAACAAAGUUUGCGGGCCUUUCAUAUUUGGGCUUAGAGCAAACUGAAACAUCUCAAAAAUUACUAGAAGGUGUUGUUUUUUAUCCCUUUAUUAUUGAAGUAGAAAAUUUAUCUAUAUUUGUUAGUUCUCUUGGUAAAAUCUCACAUUCAAAUCAAAAAACAAUUGGAUACAAUUAUACAUCUUCAUUGUUUUAUAAGUACAAAUCGAAACAAUCAGUUUUUUUUCAAAGUGUGAAUAAAAAUAAUUCAUAUUCGAUUAUAGUUUAUCAAAAUAGUCAAAUUGUUGCAGAAUAUACAGAUAAUUCACCCAACGCUGUUUGGUGUCAAACUGUAUCUAAUCAAUAUACAUUAGCGGAUUGGAACAAUAAAGCGAUUAUGGAACAUUUAUUUGAUCUACAUUUAAAGAAAGCUGUUAGUAAAUCUGCUAAAAAAUGGCACCAAAAUGAAUUUUGGACAAACACACCAAACCCUGAAAAAGACCGUAUUACGCUUAAGAAUUUAUAUGAGGAUGGAAUUCUAAAUGUAUCGCCACAAACUCUAACCACUAAAGCAUUUUGGGACUGCUUUCGUGAUAGUUACAAUAUAAAUCUUAAAGGAACAAAUGGUAAAGUGCAUAUACUAUCUAUAAUUGCUGAAAAAUUCAUGUAUCAGGAAAUAAAGGAUGAGUUAAAA